Aedes albopictus (Asian tiger mosquito) is the source of this 4585-nucleotide messenger RNA. RefSeq lists its product as uncharacterized. Bases 533 to 4585 code for a protein of 1350 amino acids. Lineage: Eukaryota; Metazoa; Arthropoda; Insecta; Diptera; Culicidae. The record is from RefSeq and is a predicted model, not a curated record. The transcript is spliced from 4 exons.
GCUGUUGAUACUGGCAGCACGGACGGCCGCAUGACAAGGUGUACGAUAGACGGUGGCGAUCUAGAUCACCCUUCGACCGUAUGCGAUGUAGGAGAUCAACAGAGCAGCGAUAGGGCAAACGUCAAAUGAGAUGACGAGGAGAAAUUGAAUGUGAUUUGAGAUUGGAUUACGAGGUUGAUUGCGAGUAUAACUUAGUUUAUUUUGGAUUGAUUUCUACUUAUAUUUACGUUAAUUUGUAUCCUACUCUAAUAGUACGGAAAUCAAAAUUGUAGUACGGCAUAGAAGAUUUUCAUUUGCAUUUGAAGCACUUAUACGAAUUUCUAAGGUCCGAACUACAGAAGGUCGCAGGCAAAGAUUGUAGUGGAUAGCGAGGGUAAUUAAAUAACCAGUAGUCACCGAAACUCUUAAAAGCAACAUCUAAAAUAAAAGGCACUGUUCGCUGAAGAGACGUUGAUGAAUUUCUUUCCCCGUCGGCCACAAAUCUUUUAAGAGUUUCGUCCAAUAUCUACCGUCGGAAAGAACACGGCUUGCAAUGGCAACAGCAUCAGGAGAUCUGGCACACACCCAGCAGAACUGUGGUGGUUGUAAUAAACCAAGCUUUGUCGAUGGGACAACGGUCGCAUGCAAUCAAUGCCGUCGUUGGUACCAUAGCGCCUGUGCAGGUGGAACUGGAGAGAUCGCAGAUGGCAGUUGGUCAUGUGUAGCGUGUAUUUUAUCCUCGAGUGGACCGGCGAAAUCAGUUAUUUCAACCAGCAGUACUCGUUCGACCAGGGUGCGAUUGGAGCUGCUGCGUUUGGAAGAGCUUCAGAAGACUAAAGAGAAGCAUAUGAUUGAACGACAGGAACGCGAGCGCCUCCGAGAAGAGCGCGUCCAAAAGGAGAAGGAAGAACUUGCCCAAAAGUACAUCGACGAAAAAUACGCACUCUUGCUGUCAGAGACUUUGGAGGAUGGGGCUAGUAGCGUGAGAAGCCGAAAUAGUCGCCAGAAAAGUCUGGAUAAGGUCAACGAUUGGAUUGAAGCGAGACAUCAAGAAAGUUCUUGUGCAGAGACGAUGCUAGGCGAUUCGAUACUAAGCUUUCGACUACCGCUGGCAGCUGAGAAUCAGAACCGCCUCCAUCACGGAACUCCGCUUAGUUCACUGGGAGCUAAGGUCGUUACUAUCAGCGAGUCGACACCGAACAGGAAUUUGAUGGAACCGAUCGCAGAACAUAGCCUACCUACAUCUACAAUUACACAACCGUUACCGCCACCACCUGCGCUGGUCACAACAGUCUCUGUUACACCUGAACAACCUAACAAGAAACUCCACGCACCGACAUCGGAUUUUCAGUUGCUCCAAUCAUCAACGUCGGUGGGACUGCCUACACCACUGGUACAAUCACGCCAGGUAAGGAGUGCAAUGUUCACUCCGGGCGUAGCAAUGUCAUCUACGCCAGCUACCUUUUCGAUUGUUCCUCCACGACCAGUAGCGACUUGGAUGGGACCACCAAUUCCAGAAUCAAGUUCGGCGUUGCCAUCAGUACCAGUUCAUGGGCCAAUGACCGGUCAGCCACACCUACACCGAUCGCACGAAACUCAAACAUCACGGUUGCCUCCUUGGCAGUCACAUCAAUCAUUGCCGAGCCAUUCACGUCUACCGAUGCUUAACGAACCGGUACUAGGCCAGUACCAGCAACAGAUGGCAGCAAGACCGGUGGUUCCGCGAGACCUUCCAGUCUUUACAGGCAACCCUGAGGACUGGCCAAUAUUUAUCAGCAGUUAUCGCAACUCGACGUUGAUGUGCGGCUAUACCGAUGCCGAAAAAUUAAUGCGUCUUCAAAAAUGUUUACGUGGCAAUGCAAUGGAUGCAGUACGUAGCAAUUUGCUGCUUCCAUCGUCGGUUCCACAAGUCAUGGCCACAUUGGAGACAUUGUUUGGCAACCCAGAACGGCUUAUCCAGUCUCUGUUGAGUAAAGUGCGAACUACUCCUGCACCGCACGCUGAUAAAUUGGAGACUCUGAUCAAUUUUGGGAUCGUAGUUCAAAAUUUGGUAGGACACUUGAAAGCAGCCAAUCAACAGGUUCACCUAACAAAUCCGUCGUUACUGCACGAUUUGGUUAACAAGUUGCCGGCAAAUAUUCGCCUGGACUGGGCGCUGUACAAGAAGCAGAUGGUAGUAGCUGACCUAGAAACAUUCAGCAAUUACAUGUCGGCGAUCAUCUCAGCGGCAAGCGACGUUGCACAUUACAGCGAUUUCGAGGCAUCACAGCCCCGGCAUGAGAAACAAAAGGCUAAAGAGAAGACGUUCAUCAACGCCCACAGCUCAUCGGAUGAUUGUUGGCAGGUAAAGGGUCGAAAAAGCAACGACAGCAUCAACAAGCCAGUGGACACAGUAAAGUCUUGUUUUGUUUGCGAGAAAAUAGGGCACAGGGUAAAAGAAUGUUUCGAAUUUAAGUCUCUUUCUCUAAACGAUCGCUGGAAGGCGGUUGAGACACACCAAUUGUGUCACAAGUGUCUUGUGCCGCACGGUAGGUGGCCGUGUCGAACAUGGAAGUCAUGUGAUGUCAGCGGAUGCACAGGUAAUCAUCAUUCGCUUCUUCAUCCUGGUAUUCCGGAAUCCUCCGAAGUCGCCGUAGUAUCCGUGCACAGUCGGUCGCCGAACCUGACCAUUUUUCGGAUCGUCCCGGUCAUACUGUAUGGGAACACAACGCAACUUGAAACAUUCGCAUUUCUAGACGAGGGAUCUGAUUUGACGCUUAUGGACGAAGAGAUUGCUGACUUUUUGGGCGUUGAAGGAGAACAAAAAGGCCUAUGCUUGAAAUGGACGUCAAACAUUACUAGAGAUGAGGUCAACUCUAGACAGAUCGACUUGGAGAUAACUGGAGCAGGAGGUGGGAAACGCUUUCCUCUGGUAAACGUGCGUACGGUGAGUCGGUUGGACUUGCCCUGUCAAAGUUUGGAUUACGUUCAGCUGGCAAAAAGGUUUCCCCACCUGAAAAGGUUAUCUAUCUGCAGCUAUGAGAAUGCGGCGCCUAGACUCUUGAUUGGCCUAAAUAAUUUACAGCUAGCGGUGCCGUUGAAAUGUCGUGAAGGAGGUAUGAAUGAACCCAUCGCUACCAAAACGAGACUGGGUUGGACCAUAUUCGGUAACAUGGCCAAAACCGGUGUAUCGCAUUCAUUUCAAAUGUGCGAGUGUACUACGGACGAUAAGUUACACCACAUGGUUGAGGAAUUCUUUGCUGCAGAAAAUCUGGGUAUCAGCGGACCACUACCAGAAGGUGCGGAAGAAAUGCGGGCCAAAGCGAUUUUGCGAGAAACGACGAGAAAGGGCGAAGAUGGACACUAUGAAACGGGUCUGCUUUGGCGAUAUGACCAGUUCGAGUUCCCACCAAGCUACACGAUGGCGGCAAAAAGGUUUCAAUGUUUGGAACGACGUCUGCGAGCUAAUCCAGAAUUGCGGGACAACCUGGACAAGCAGAUUGUUGAAUACCAACUGAAAGGCUACGCACAUAAGGCCAGUAAACAGGAAUUGGACUCUGCAGAUCCAAAAAGGGUAUGGUAUUUACCACUGGGAGUGGUGACCAACCCAAAAAAGCCUGGAAAGGUGCGGAUCAUCUGGGAUGCGGCAGCAAAGGUCAAUGGCGUCUCCUUCAAUUCGAUGCUUUUAAAAGGGCCAGAUAUGCUGAUCUCGUUACCUUCAGUACUCUUUCGAUUCCGUGAACGUCAAUUCUGUAUCACGGCUGACAUCAAAGAGAUGUACCAUCAAGUCAAAAUCCGCUCAGCCGAUCGUUCGUCUCAGCGAUUCCUGUAUAGAUCUGACCCCUCGGACGACUUAGAGACCUAUAUCAUGGAUGUGGCCACCUUUGGCUCUACUUGUUCUCCCUGCUCAGCACAACAUGUUAAGAACACCAACGCCGCGCAAUGGAAGGAAACAUACCCGGAAGCAGCAUCAGCGAUAGUUGAAAACCACUAUGUGGACGACUAUCUAGAUAGUCGAGAUACGGUAGACGAGUUGGCAAGCUUAGCAAUCGACGUUCGAACCAUACACAAGGAAGCAGGUUUCGAUCUAAGGAACUGGCGCUCUAACUCCGAAGAGGUUUUGCGACCGGUCGGGGAAACAACGAUCACUACUGGAAAACCAAUCUGUGAAGAUAAAUCUAGUUCAUCCGAGCGAGUUUUGGGAAUGACCUGGUUGCCAGCCGAAGACUUGUUUACGUUCGCCAUUAAUUUGCCCGACGAUCUACAGCGGAUGGCGUUCGGUACCGAAGCUGUAACGAAACGUGGUGUACUGCGGUUGCUGAUGAGUCUGUUUGACCCUCACGGCCUAAUAUCCAACUUUCUGACCCACGGUAAAACAGUAAUACAGGAUCUAUGGCGUAGUGGAGUGACUUGGGACGAAACGGUUCCGAGGGAAAUUUACACCCGCUGGAAACGCUGGGUUAACCAGCUUCCCAAUCUUCAGUACGUUCGUGUCUCCCGAUGCUAUUUUCCAUCCUACAAUGUGAAAGACCUUCAAACACUUGAGCUUCAUGUUUUCGUUGAUGCAAGCGAGUCAGCGUAUGCAUGUGUUGCUUACUUUCGCAUCAUUGAGGGCAAUGUGAUAUAA